Messenger RNA from Saxophila tyrrhenica, 921 nucleotides. RefSeq lists its product as uncharacterized. The record is from RefSeq and is a predicted model, not a curated record. Lineage: Eukaryota; Fungi; Ascomycota; Dothideomycetes; Mycosphaerellales; Extremaceae. The coding region runs from base 1 to 921 and encodes 306 amino acids. The transcript is spliced from 2 exons.
AUGGCCUUCCCUUUCUCACCUGGCGGGUUUCGCAACCGCAAGGAUCACGACCGAGCCUUGCAACACCAACAUCAGCGCGGUCUCGAACGCCGGCACACCGGUCCGUUCCUCAACGUCUACGGCGACGUCUGCAUGCCGCCACCACACCGGCAUUCAUGGCACGACCACCACGACACUCCAGGCAUGAGCAUCCCUUCCGACCGCUUCGAAGAGAUAAGCGACUACGACUCCUUCACCUCCACCUCCACCGACAUCCACGAUGGUCGCCAUCGCCACGGCCGCCGCAACUCUCGACACCACCCCCACCACGGCCGCUCCGGCCUCACCUUCCGCAAAGCCGCCUCCACCCUCCACGCCACCUUGGACCGCUUCUGGGACGCCUGCACGGGCAUCGAGCGCGACUUCGACCGCGAGAUGGAGACCAUCCGCCGCUGGGCACCACCCCACGUCAUCACGCGCCUCUGGAAACUCAAAAUCUCCUGGGACGGCCUGCCGCCCGAAGACACCCCGAUCCUGCACCGUCGUCCGGAAGAGGGGGCGUGGUGUUUCCGCAAUCUCGCGCGUGCGGUGCUGCGCGCGUGGGAGGAUUUGCAGGGGGCUGGAGGCCCGCCUUGGGAGGUGCUGGAGGUUACGGAGUCGGCUCUUACGCGCGGGGAGGUGGAGACGGCGUUGAGGAAGCUCGGGGUUACGGUGGGUGGGGUGCGAGAGUUGGUGCGGUUGGUGAGGGAGGAGAGGGGGAAGAUGGGGGCGUUGGUCGGGCAGGUGGAGGAUGGGUUGAGGUGUUUGGAGGGGGUGAGGGUGGUGUGGAAGACGGAAAGGGGGGAGGGCUAUAGACAUGGGCAUGGCAAUAUUCAUGAGGAGAGAGAUCGGAGGCCACCGCAUGAUCCAUUCGAUGAGCGAGACCAUGCAAGACGCAGGUAG